Drosophila biarmipes is the source of this 441-nucleotide messenger RNA. RefSeq lists its product as uncharacterized. Lineage: Eukaryota; Metazoa; Arthropoda; Insecta; Diptera; Drosophilidae. The transcript is spliced from 3 exons. The record is from RefSeq and is a predicted model, not a curated record. The coding region runs from base 49 to 351 and encodes 100 amino acids.
GUGCUCGGUGUGUGAGUGUGGCAGAUCAUUUCCCUCGAACACUCGGCCAUGGAGGUUUUCUGGUGGCUACUCUUGGUAUCGUAUUUGGGUGCAGUCCAGGGCGAGGGGAACUGCACCUUGUGCUCGGCCUGGAUCGAUCGCGCGGUCUGUGGCUAUAACAAUCGGUGCUACACCAUCUUCAAAAGCUCCUGCGAAAUGGAAAUGCUGAACUGCAAAAUGCCUGAUGUGUACAGAUUCACAGAGACCCCCUUCUACGGCCAUUGCUUUAGACCCAAUGUGGCAAAGUGCAAGGCCUACCGUUUGUUAGAGCAACUCAAUAAAGUAGACAGCUCCGUGGAAAUGUUUGCUUGAUUAAUAAGCUAUAAAUAUUUUAAGAAGAGUAUACAUUAAAGAAUCAGUAAUGAUGGCUGGUAAAUGCCGCCGAAUAAUAUUAAAAAACAA